Molecule: messenger RNA, 4791 nt
Organism: Entrophospora candida
Lineage: Eukaryota; Fungi; Glomeromycota; Glomeromycetes; Entrophosporales; Entrophosporaceae
Source: the annotation of a GenBank genome assembly
AUGAUUCAAGAAUCAAUUGAUGAAGCUAUUGACAAAUCAAAUGAUGUGGCCAUUAAUUAUAAAAAUGAUUCUUUUGGUGCACCUCUCACUGUAGGAGGAAGUGGGACAGUUGAAUUUAGUGAUGCAAUGGCAAAAGUAAAAGCCAUAGCAGCCAAAUUGCUUGUUAAUGCUUCUGCUAGUACUGGAGAAAAUAAUAUAGUUCAAACACAUGACAACAACAUUGAUCUAACGUCAAAUACUAAAACUAUGAAUAUUCCAACAAACAAUAUGAAUAACGCAGACAAAAAUCUAAACACAUCUCAACAAGGACUUAAACGUUCACAUGAAGAUACUUACAGUUCUCACGAGCCUAGAAGUACUCAUGACGAUGAUUAUCGUGACGAUUAUCGAAGAGAUUCAUACAGAGGACGUGAAAGAAGAUACGAAGAUUAUGGAAGGGACUCUAAAAGAGCUGCUUAUGAUGGUGGAGUAUACCCCGAAUAUGAUAGUGGCAGUGGCGUUGGCGGCGGUGGUAGCAGACAUCGUUAUGGUUUAGGAAGUGAGGAACGAAGGUCGCUCCAUAAUCCUCAUUAUGGGCCUGGAAAUGACACACGUUCUAUGUCAGUUGAGGAAUUUAAAGUUCCUAAUGCAGUGGUGGGUUUAGUAAUUGGUCGUGGAGGAGAAAACUUGAAAAGAAUUGAAAAAACGACAGGUGCAAGGAUUCAAUUUUCUCAAGAUCAACCUCCUGAUGUGGUUGAAAGACAUGUCACUGUUACUGGAUUAGCUGAUGAUGUGAAAGUUGCUAGGGUAAUGAUUCAACAGCUAGUUGAUGAUGCUAGAAAUGGUACUUUGGUUAAUCGUCGUGAUUCUAACACUCCUUCAAAUGCUGCUGCUAAUGCUACUGCCGCACACGGACAAAAUCGGAAUACUGUAACCGUUCAAAUUCCAAGCAAUAAAGUUGGAGUUGUUAUUGGUCGUGGUGGUGAAACAAUACGCGAUUUACAAGACAGAAGUGGUGCACGUAUUAAUGUUACUCCAGACAGUGCAGCAAGUCCUCAAUCUAAUGAACGACCUGUAACUUUGAUUGGAGAUGAAGCGGCAAUUCAAAGGGCAAAGGCUCUUAUUGAUGAGAUUGUUACUAAUGGAGAUGGUGUGUUGAAGAAUAAUCAUCAUAAAGAUUACCGUUCCAACAACUACAAUAGUGGAACUAGCGCUUACAAUAAUGAAAAAAGUCACGGAGGAGGUAAGUCGAAUCAAGAAAGUAUCACCAUCCAAGUACCUAAUGAUUCGGUUGGAUUAAUUAUUGGAAAAGGAGGAGAAACUGUUAGAGCUCUUCAACAACAAUCAGGAGCAAAAAUUCAAAUUGAACCUGUUCACGGAGUUCCACCUUUGGAAAGAAAUGUACAAAUCAUAGGUUCUGCUGAAAAUAUUUCUGUCGCGAAAUCAUUGAUUCUUGAAAAAGCUGCAUCUGGAAAUGUACUGUCAUUUCGUGAACGGCCAUCUCGUAACAACAAUGAACAUGGAAAAAGCGGACACCAACAAAACAAUUAUCAAAAAAAUAAUAACUACCAACAACAGAGUAGUUAUCAACAAAAUGGCUAUCAACAAGGAAACUAUCAACAAAAUACAACAAGUACUAACACUGCUAGUAAUAAUAACAACAUGGGUAUUUAUCAGCAACAGACCUAUCCUACUGCCACAAAUGUUUAUCCUACUCAACCACAGCAAAAUACUACAUAUGUUCAAGGCAUUACAAGUGAUUAUACUCAAACACCUUCUACCACUUAUCCUGCUUCUACCACUGCGUAUGUUACACCCAGCGGUCAGCAGGCAACAAUGGCAUAUACUCAAUACGGGCAGUAUAAUCCUAAUCAAUCGACAACAACGACACCUUAUCAAUACCCCACCCAACCACAAUACGGAGGGUAUGGUCAAGCUAUACAAUACGCUCAGCCCACAGCUGUUCAAUCAACCAAUCAACCUACUACACAAAUUGCUAUGCAAGCUGUUAGUCAGCCUGCAACUCAACAACCUACAGGACAACCACAAGUCAAUUAUUAUCAAACUCAGAUAGCCCCUGUUGAUACUACAAAAGUUGCAACAACAGGAGCAGAUAAUAAAACAGACAAUGCAGUAGCCCCUGCAUCCAAUUACGGGUAUCAAACAUAUCCUUAUAAUUAUAAUGCUUCUUCAGCUACAGCAACUGCAAUUCAAUAUGCAACUGCCGCUGGACAAAAUCAAACUGUUUAUCCAAUAACUGCUUCGACUGUCGCACCUUAUGGCAGCACUACUGCUAACACUAAAGCUCCUACAACUAAUAGUGCAACCACGCCUGGGACCACUGAUCAAUCUACCCAACAAAAUGCCACGGCCACUUACACAGGAUAUUAUGCAGUAGAUCUAAGUUACCCUAAUAGUAUGCCACCACCACCAUCAGCUCCGAUAACUUCUUAUGCACAACAACAACAACAGUAUCCUCCACCACCACAACAAUAUCCACAAUCACCACAACAGUAUCCACAACCACCACCACAACAGUAUCCACAGCAACAUCCACAGCAUUAUCCACAGCAAAAACAAUCACAACCACAACAAUCGCCUCCUUUAAUGCCAAGUUUAACGAAUCAAUUUGGAAAUUUAAAUGUAACUGGUCAAACUCAGCAAUACAAUUUUAUGUCUGUAAAUUUGAUUAAUGCUCCUCCUAUUGUUAAAGAUUUGGAAGCACCACCACCACCAAUUAAUAUGCCCUCCAAUAGUUCUGUCACUCAAUCGGACAAAGCAAAUUGUGACCCGUCUUAUAAACGAUCUACUCUUAAUGCUGUUCCUGGUACAACUUCACUUCUCAACAAAUCUCGAUUACCAUUUGGUCUCAUUAUUACUCCUUAUAGAAGUUUGAAAGAGGGUGAAGAACCCGUUCCAGUUAUAACAGAUGCAGUUAUCGCCAGAUGUCGAAGAUGUCGAACAUAUAUAAAUCCUUUUGUUUCCUUUACGGAUGGUGGUCAAAAAUGGGGAUGUAACAUGUGUUAUUUAUUAAAUGAAGUGCCUCCACAAUUUGAUUGGGAUAUUCAAACAAAUCAACAGGCUGAUCGAUGGAAACGAGCAGAAUUAAAUCAUGCAGUUGUUGAAUUCGUUGCUCCAACAGAGUAUAUGGUUCGUCCUCCACAGCCACCAGUUUAUUUAUUUGUGAUUGAUGUAUCAUUUCCUGCAAUCCAGUCAGGUGCUGUUGCAACUGCGGCAAGAACAAUACUAGAAUCUCUUGAUCGAAUACCAAAUGAAGAAAAUCGCACAAAGAUUGGAUUUAUCACUGUUGAUACUUCAUUACACUUUUAUAGUCUUAAUAGCAACGCAUCUGAACCACAGAUGCUUGUUGUUUCUGAUCUCGAAGAUAUUUUUCUUCCUCGACCUGAUGACUUGUUAGUAAAUUUGAAAGAGUCACGAACAGUUGUUGAAGCUCUUCUUAGUAGACUUGGUGAUACGUUCAAAGAUACUCAAAUAGUUAAUAAUGCUUUAGGAUCAGCUUUGUUAGCUGCUUACAAGUUAAUUUCACCAAUUGGAGGAAAAAUUGUAGUGUUGCAAUCAAGUUUACCAAAUAUUAAUCCGGGAGCAUUAAAAUCUCGUGAAGAUCCAAAAUCAUUGGGUACACCAAAGGAGUCAGCAUUACUACAACCUGCUGAUAAUUUUUAUAAAAAAUUUGCAGUAGAUUGUUCAAGGUCUCAAAUUUGCGUUGAGAUGUUUUUACUUGGUUCACAAUAUGCAGAUGUUGCUACAUUAGGAUGUUGUCCGAGAUUCACUGGAGGUCAAACAUUUUUUUACCCGUCAUUCAAUGCAGGUAGAACCGAAGAUGCACUUAAAUUUGCACAUGAAUUUGCAGAAUUUUUGGCUAGCCCGAUUGCUCUUGAGGCUGUUAUGCGCGUCCGAGCAUCUAAAGGCAUUCAUAUGACAGCUUUUCAUGGUAAUUUCUUCGUUCGCCAAACCGAUUUACUAUCUUUACCGAAUGUACCAAGGGAUUGUUCUUAUGCAAUUGAACUUGGCAUUGAAGAAAAUAUAAGUUCUACAACAGUUUGUUUCCAGACUGCAUUAUUACAUACAACUUGUUUUGGUGAAAGAAGAAUUCGUGUUCUCACACUAGCAUUACCUGUGACAAAUAACGUAGGCGAACUUUUUUCUUCUGCUGAUCAAGUUGCCAUAGCAACACUAUUAGCAAAUAAGGCUGUUGAUCGUUCAUUAACAUCAAAAUUGGAAGAUGCCAGAGAUGCAUUAACAAACAAAAUAAUUGAUAUCCUUGGUGUAUAUAAAUCAUCUGUAACUGGAUCCCAAUUUGGAGCAUCUCCACAAUUACAAAUUAGCCCUAAUUUAAAACUAUUACCAUUAUUAGCACUUGGAUUACUUAAACAUGUUGGAACGUAUGGGCCUGAUGGAACUAUUAUUAUGCCUGAGCCAUUAAAUUUGAGCAGUGAGAAAAUAGAGCGUCAUGGUGCAUAUUUAUUAGAAGACGGCCAAAAUAUUUUUAUUUGGCUAGGUAGACAAGUGGUACCUCAAUUAUGUGUGGAUUUAUUGAGUGUUAAUUCAUAUGAAGAAGUUCGCACUGGAAAAGCCACUUUACCAUUAAUUGAUAAUCCAUUUUCACAAAGAGUAAACGCAAUAAUUGGUAAAACUCGAGAGUCACGCCGUGGAGUAUAUUACCCGCAUCUUUAUAUAGUAAAGGAAGACGGAGAACCAUCAUUGAGGUUAUGGUUUUUAUCACAUAUUAUAGAAGAUCGUACAGAUACAGUGAUGAGUUAUCCACAAUGGUUGGCACAUUUGAAGGAUAAG